AUGGCAUUACGCCGAAACAGCGCUUUGUUAUCACUCCCUUCAUCGUCAGCACUCUCCAUAUUCAAACCAAUCCUGGACCCACAAACAAACACACCGGCCUGUCCAGAGGAAUCACCGACCAACCAAGCAACAGCAACUCAUAAAGUAGAGAUGUGUGAGGCAGUGUGCGCUUACAACUGCCACAGAGAUAUCAACUGCAUGCACUUCCGCUACUGUUCUGCAGCAAUUGAAACACAAACUGUUGGUUGUAUGCCGGUGAUGAGGGUAAUGCUCUCCAGCGUUUCGUUCAUCUUCCAAACUGUAAGUGUUUUAAGGUCGUACCCCAAAAAAGACCCCAAAGGUUACAUCACCUGUGAUGGACAUGGGAAAUGUUCCCGGAGAAUGUGCAGUGGUGUGAGAAUUUUCGAUUUUGAUUUGCAAACCUGUGUCUAA
This is a messenger RNA of Helobdella robusta, 432 nucleotides long. RefSeq lists its product as hypothetical. The record is from RefSeq and is a predicted model, not a curated record. NCBI's taxonomy places the organism in Eukaryota, Metazoa, Annelida, Clitellata, Rhynchobdellida, Glossiphoniidae. The transcript is spliced from 3 exons. Bases 1 to 432 code for a protein of 143 amino acids.